UUUAUUUGUGUGCUGCGUUUGAUCUUUUUCCCCCUUUGCAUCUGAAUUUCAGGAAGGAAAAAAAAAAAGACUUCACUGUCAACAGAUUCAGACAACAAAGGGUUGAGUUCAUUCAACUAAGCACCGCUGCCUGCAGUAAACACAGAAUAUGAAAGAGCACCAGACUGAUUUAGGUGACCUUACUUAUUGCAGUUACGGGAGGGGAGAAAAAUAUAAGCUUUCGUAAUUUUACGGACUAUUUUUACCUGCAUUAUCCGCAUUAUCUUCGUGUAGAGCUAUGUCACUCUCCACAACUCCCAACACAGGGAUCUAUAAUUUUUGUACCUCCCUGCUGCAUAGACAAAGCAAUAUGACAUAAUGAUUAGGUGUGUGGGUGUGAAUGUUGGCUACGAUUCCGUUAUAAUAAAUCUGACCACAUUGCAGCGCCCUCCAACUCAGUUUAGGAUGAUGUCAUUGUGCCCCCGCAGACUCGAUCGGUGAAACAAACUGAAACUUUAUAGAUAAACGCCACGGCUAUAGCUCGCGGCGUUGACUCGACCUUUUAGAAAAUAUCCGACCUUGCAUGAUUUGCUUGUUUAUCACGUUAUAAGAAAUGAUGUAAUUAUAGCUAAGUUGGCUGAUUGCAGAAAGCACGAUCAUUCAGAUGGGUAUUGGAUUGGCACGUAGACAAUGUAAUGACAUGUUAUCUGGGCAAUGCACUACUAAAAACGACUCUUUAUGAUCAUUUUCAUGGCUUCGCUUUCAUCUAACUCGUGACUUUAAAAGACCGAAAAGACGAAUUUAUAUAUGCAUUUUUCUGUGCACGGCAUUUUUCGUGCAGAAAGGUCGGUCACGUUGGGUGAAACGCGCUGCGAAAGCCUUUGAAGUGAUAUCGACUAUAAUAAUGCAACGUGGGAAAUUUUCUACAGAAAGCAGUCCUCUCGAUUGUUUGCUUCCUGCUAUUUUGGGGGGCGUGUCGCACUGGCUUCCACAUGGCGCAAGGUUCCUGCGGUUGGCUAGAAGCGAGCUCAACCCUCGCCGCCUGUCAAAGCCUUUCGCCAAUCGAAGUUACGCUCGAUAGCAACGUCACGUGUUGCUGGGCCUGGCUACAGCCGACCAAGACACGCCUACUGUCCCAGUGAAGGAUGGGAUUUGUAGGGCUUUUCCAUAGGACUCAUAGUCUGGCAAGAAUAUGGAAUUACAUGGAUAUUUAGUAAUUUAAAUAUGAAAAGCAGCCCUAAUUAAUGAUUUAUUAUUUUUUGUCAUACAUUUAUGACGUUGUCAUGAAAAGAAGCAACAACGUUCCUAAACUUUGCAAGAACAAUAGUAAACACACCAUUUUUUUAAAAAUAAUUUCUGCUGAUCUGUGCACUGGAACUCUGCCAGAUGUAUGUAUUAAUUUACACUGACCUGUUGUAGUUGCAGUUGUAACAUUAUUACAAUCGUGAAUUAUUUUCCAAUCGAUAUAUAUCUCAGUAAAGGUGGGCUAAAUUGUGAACUUAAUGGAAUGUUUGCGUUUGAGGUAAAAUGGACCAUAUUCACCAAAAUACUCGAUUUCCCAGAAUGCAUUGCACUUAGGCCGGCCUCUCCCGCCGCUGGAUCCCCGCCUCUCAGCUGAGCAGCUAAGUAAACAAACAGGAAAGGAGAGGAAACGAGCUGCAGCACGCGCAUUGCUGGUUCAGGGUUCCCUCGGGGACGUUUUAUAUUGUUUUUAUCCAAUUUUGUAAAAAUUUGAUAUCGUGUUUCGUAGAAACUUUUAAAUAUUUUGAUACGCUUUCUUUUUCUAACAGUGAAUUCUGGCAAGGAUUGGCUGUAGCUUGCUAGCUUGCGAACACUGGAUUUUUUUUUUCUUUCCUUCCCUUUUGGCGAAGGCUGCUCAUGAGCCAGCAAAGGCACGGAACAAGGAUAUAACACGUCAGUUUGAAUAAUAACCAAUGCACUGUCUUCCCUGUAAUUAAAAAGCGGUCGUUGCUGCUGCUUGCAAAGCUAGAUUGCAACGUCCAACACAGCCAGCCUCAGGAAAGAAUGACGGCUGUUCAGCUAAUAAAUAUCCAGCGGUUACUGGAAGCAGCAGAAUACAUAGAAAGGAGAGAAAGAGAGUGUGAACAUGGAUAUGCCUCGACGUUUCCAUCAAAUCAGAACACAAACUACCAGAGGCAAAGGAAAUUCCGAAAUAAGAAGUUCAGCAGUAACCACAAUAGGUCGACACAUAACGAGCUGGAAAAGAAUAGACGAGCUCACCUGCGGCUGUGUCUGGAGCGGUUGAAGGCCCUCAUACCCCUAGGACCUGACUGCAGCCGUCACACUACCUUGGGCCUGCUCAACAAAGCCAAAGCACACAUAAAGAAACUUGAAGAGGCGGACAGGAAGAGCCAGUACCAGCUGGAGUCUCUGGAGCGCGAGCAGAGGCACCUUCAGCGUCAGCUGGAGUUGCUGAGUGGAGGCAGUGGUGCUGCAGCCCAGAACAGCCCAGGGGAGGGAGAGAGGAUACGCAUGGACAGUGUGGGCUCCACCCUCUGCUCCGACCGCUCUGACUCUGAUCAAGAGGAGAUUGAGGUGGACGUGGAAAGCACGGAGUUCUCCCAUGGAGAGCUGGACAGUGUGAGCACAGCCAGCACCAGCGACCUGGACGACCACAGCAGCCUCCAGAGCAUGGCCAGUGAUGAGGGCUACUCCUCCUGCAGCGUCAAACUUGCCUUCUCCUCCUAGAGCCCCGCCCCACCGACGUGACCAUCACAUUCCUGCCAAACUCGCCUGCCCUCCCAUCUGUUAUAUCCAUCCAGCCAUGCCUAUGAAACACACACAUCCAGUCUCAUCUCCGAUGACUGGCACGCACCCAGCUAAUAGUGUUCCCCCUUUGCUCCCAGCCUUUUUUUUUUUUUUUCUUUUUUUUUUUGCUGCACGCUUCCCCUCCACGCUGCUCAACCCACUUUCGGAGGCGUUCCAGUGAGAGCUCUUUCUCGCCUCUGAACUUUGAACCGCUCCGACCAACACU
Molecule: messenger RNA, 2974 nt
Organism: Haplochromis burtoni (Burton's mouthbrooder)
Lineage: Eukaryota; Metazoa; Chordata; Actinopteri; Cichliformes; Cichlidae
Gene: mxi1
Product: max interactor 1, dimerization protein
Biological process (GO): regulation of transcription by RNA polymerase II
Molecular function (GO): RNA polymerase II cis-regulatory region sequence-specific DNA binding; protein dimerization activity; DNA-binding transcription factor activity, RNA polymerase II-specific
Source: RefSeq, a predicted model, not a curated record